This is a messenger RNA of Hyla sarda, 1063 nucleotides long. RefSeq lists its product as uncharacterized. Gene Ontology annotation, molecular function: metal ion binding. The record is from RefSeq and is a predicted model, not a curated record. NCBI's taxonomy places the organism in Eukaryota, Metazoa, Chordata, Amphibia, Anura, Hylidae. The coding region runs from base 9 to 920 and encodes 303 amino acids. The transcript has 2 exons.
AGAAGUCUAUGGCUGCUCCGGGAGUGGGGUCGCCGGCGGCGGUAUGGGCGAACGGCGGUGCCGGGGUGGCCGAAGGGGGGUCCACGUCGGUCACGGUUGGGAGUGGGGACGGUGGGCAGACGGUCCCUGGUGCGGCGGCUGGGAAGGCGGGGGAUAAAGUUGUGGAUGAAGUGCGUCUGGCGGAUUCGGCAAAAGGAGAAGUCUAUGUCUGUUUUGAGGGGCCCCUGGGUGCGCAUUUGAAGGCGGAGGUUCGGGAGCGGAUCUGGAAAGGGGAGUAUGUUGAAAUUUUUUCGCUGCUCCCAUUGGAGAAGUUCAACCUGGAUAGGGUUAAACCUGACGAGUCAAAGAAGGAGGAGGAGGAACGCCGACGGUAUCGGCUGAUACCUCGGACGUUUAAUAAUUGGUUACAGGCGUUUGCCAUCUUGGCGAGCGUUAUUGGCGAGAAAGCGCCGGAUAAUUGUUCCGGCCUUUUUUGCUAUCUCGAUUCGGUUGGGGAAGCCUAUAGGACAUAUGGGGGCACCGCUUGGCUGCGAUAUGACGAGCAGUUUCGGCAGCGCAAGGCGGUGCGCCCCUCUCUGCGGUGGGACCACAAGGAUAUCAGCUUGUGGAUGAAACUAAUGGCGGCGCCUCGCGCUCCAGGGGGACAGCAGUCCUUUCGGGAGGGGGCCGGCGGGGCUGGAGCUGGGUCUGGUCGGCCGGCCGGUGCGGCAAAAGGGUGUUGCUGGCAAUUUAAUGAGGGCCAGUGCAAGUUUGGGGAGACAUGCAGAUUCCGUCAUGAGUGCUCCGGUUGCGGAGGUGCCCAUGGUCUGUCGCGGUGUUUUCGAAAAGGGAAGGGUAAGGGCGGAGAUGUUGAAGCAAAAGGGGGUCACGCCGGUGAGGGUGGAAAGGAUGCUUCCUUUUCUAGAGGCGUACCCAAAUAGGCGGGUGGCGGAGUUGUUGAAGAAGGGGUUUUCGGAGGGUUUUCGUAUUCCGUGUUCGCCGGUUAGGGACUUGGGGGUGGUGCGCAACUUGACGUCGGCAUUGGGUCAUCCGGACGUGGUGUCGGCCAAGUUGUUUAAGGAAG